Molecule: messenger RNA, 1384 nt
Organism: Phaeodactylum tricornutum CCAP 1055/1
Lineage: Eukaryota; Bacillariophyta; Bacillariophyceae; Surirellales; Neidiaceae
Exons: 1
Coding region: 193-1365 (390 amino acids)
Source: RefSeq, a predicted model, not a curated record
UUAUAGCGGCACAAAUACCCUCGCUAGCAGUGUAGGCAACACUUCACUUUCGGUUAACACUCAAGUAACAGUAAGGUAGUUCAACCGUACACGGCUUGUUGAUGGCCCCAACUGGCACACUGGCAACCAACGUAUUCCAUCUGCCGGCACGCGAGAAAAACAGACUUCUGAAUUUUGGAACGCAGUCUCGUGAUGGGACCAGCUUCGAAACCAGCAACAGCGUUUGCUGGAUCAAUCGACCAGAGUCCCUGGGCAACUGUGGGACCCCGUCGCGAAGACUCCCUGCAUAACGAUCAUCACAUGAAUAACAUCAAUCCUGCCAGUGAUCCAACGACACCGGCGCGGAAUCAAACACGAUACCAUCCACAGCGAGAGACUUCCUGUGGAGCGAGAGUCCUGCGAGGGAUCAUUCAAGCAUGGCUAGUCGUGGACUUCUUGGUGGGUUUAAUGCUGGUUGUGUAUUCUGCGUGGUUGCAAGAGGAACGUAGCGUUGCCGGUAAAGGGGCUGAUCCGGAACCGAGCGAUGAUUCUUCUCCGCCGCACACACUACCGCCGCGGUUGCUCAUCACCGUGACGUUGGUAACGGGUAGUCUUUUGCUGAUUCGAAGUGGGACCGGAUGGAUGGGGCUGCUCCUCGUUGAUCACCCUUGUCGACAAUUCUUGUUUGGAACUUCAACGGUCUUAUCUUUGGUGGUCUCUUUCUUGGACUUUGGACUGAGUUCCGUAUCGUGGAUGAAACGACGAACGAUUCGGAAUCUCUUAGAACAGAGCUGGGCGUUUCCGUCUUUUUUAAAAGUCGUCCACGACGCGAUUGCUUUCCACUAUCAUUACGUAUGGAUGAUACUUUUGGGUCUGGCGUUUGGGGAAUGUCUGCGAUAUCUCGUUUUUGAACAAUACUUCUCGGUUGCCGUCCGAUACGAAGAUUGGGAGGAGGAUGCUCCCAGCGCUACCGAUACCGUGCCGCACACGCCACGGAGUCUGCGCCGACUACGUCGGCCAUGGUGGUGGUCCAGUACUUCGCAGCUGGAGGAUGACAGUGACGGUUUGCGCCAAUCACUAUUAUCACCAGGCGUUCCUCGUUGGGUUUCCAAUCGACAAGAUGGCGAGUACGACGAAACCACCGGUGUGACACCACCCCGCCGCCGUGCAAAGCGAUCAUGGUUGGCCUUUUGGAAAUCGUCGUCGCGAGAAAACCUAAGGGACGAUGGGUCGGUAGAUUUUGCCUCGGUGCAGGAGGAAUGGGCGAGUCGGGCGGAAGAAGAUCCGUUUUGGUGGUCACGGGACGACACCGAAACGGCGUUGCAUUCGGUGGAUCGUCCCCGUCGGGAUCUCGAUACAUCCUGGAUCCACGAAGAAGAAAAGUAGUAAUGAAAACGUGGUACUG